Astyanax mexicanus (Mexican tetra) is the source of this 1239-nucleotide messenger RNA. It is a transcript of the gene eslec, whose product is annotated as ladderlectin. Gene Ontology annotation, molecular function: signaling receptor activity. The transcript has 6 exons. Lineage: Eukaryota; Metazoa; Chordata; Actinopteri; Characiformes; Acestrorhamphidae. The record is from RefSeq and is a predicted model, not a curated record. Bases 38 to 550 code for a protein of 170 amino acids.
UCCUUCUCAGAAGAGCUGUAAACUGUCUUUUGAAAUUAUGGUUGCUUGUGAUCACCUGGUUUUGACUAUGAGGAACAUUUUAGUGCUUCUUGUCAUUGUUAUGGUGCCUCUGGCUGGAACUGCAUCUGUGGGUAGAAAAUGUGAAUAUGGUUGGGAAAGAUUUGGAAGAAACUGCUACAAAUACAUUUCAGUUGAAAAAACAUGGACCGCAUCUGAGCAACAUUGCAUUUCUUUAGGAGGAAACCUUGCUUCUGUGCACAGUCUUCAGACACACAACUUUCUUAAGAGGUUUUCUAAAACCAAAGCUGGCAAGUAUGUUCGAACCUGGAUAGGAGGUCAUGAUGCCACUGAGAAUUUUCAGUGGCUGUGGAGCGAUGGCACAAAAUUUGAUUUUACUGCGUGGCUUACCGACGAGCCUAAUAAUGCAGGGAAUGCUGAGCACUGUGUAGAAAUGAACUAUGGAGGUGGAGUCCUGUGGAACGAUGCCCGCUGCAACACUGCGCUAUACUCAGUGUGUCAGAAACCAGCAGCGGUUGAUUAUGUGAUGUAACAGGAAACUUCACAUUCUGUUGAGAUUUUUACUGCAUAAUUUAAACCAUUUAAUUUUUACAGACAUGCUUUUGCAAAAAAUGUACCUGUUGAGUUCUUUUCAUUUUCUGUCAUUUUGUCUUUUUUUUGCAUAAUAUGACAAAAUGUGAUUAAGGUACACCCUGUAUUGUUUAAGAAAGUCAUGAUGAAUUCACUUUUCAUUUCCUUGUAAAAUAGGAAGUAUAUGUAAGAGCAUUAGAAGUAUGUUCAAAUUAGGUUAAGAAUACAACAUUUCCCUGCAGGCAGAUAACAGUAUUAGACAUUAUCCUGAUGUAAUUUUUUUGUCAUCUGACAUCAUGAUCAACAUUCAACGUGAAAUUAACAUCUAUUGACGUUGGUGGCUGCUAGGAAAGUACAUUUUCAAUUUAAUAUACUUUAUGAAAAUACACAUUAAAUGUAUUUUUUCUGUAUUUCCUUAAAAUGUAUUUUAAGCAAAAUGCUUUAAAUUAUACAUUGUGUUCAAAUAUUGUGUCUUGGCAUUAAAUACUACUUAAAGGGUGUUGUUUUUUUCCAGUAGAAUUAAGGUGUACACAAAUCAAAUCAAAUUUAUUUGUAUAGCGCUUUUUACAACUAGCCCUUUUUAAAAAUUAAAUAUACAAAAUACAAAAAACCCAGUAAGCGAAGGCAAAAAAACCUUGAAACCUUGGGAGG